AUGGCCGCCGCAUUGGCGGCUGCGGGAUUGAUAGCACCGCGCGUCGCCCAUGCGACGGCGAUAGAGCCAACAGUGUCGGCAGCAGCCUGGGAAGGACGUCGAACGAAGGCCUCCAUCGCCCACCCCGGCCUCACGUCUCUGCAUUCCCGACUUGCUCUCGGGGGGGCCGAUCUAGUUAGGAUGUUGCUCGGGGAAAACGACACCCCCGAGUGCUCUUGGCGGGUCGGGGAGUGGAGUGACGUUGGCACAGCGCAGGGGUUACCGCACAACCGGGUGAACGUGCUGCGAAUCGACGGCCAGGAACGGCUCUGGGUUGGCAGUCGAGACGGAGGGCUGGCCGUCUUCGACGGAAGCUCCAGCGAGGCGUUCCUCCCCGCUUUCAGUCGCGUGAACGAUCUCCAGCUCAGCCCACGUGACCCGGACGCUCUCUGGCUCGCAACGGAUCUCGGCGCCGUCAAGGUUUCCAAGAGCUUGCUCUUCGCAAAGAACGCAGACGGCAGCCGAAUGUCGCCAAUCUUCCAGCACUUCACAGUCAACGACGGUCUUCCGUCCAGCAACGUCGAGGCAGUGUCGGUACGUCCGACGGACGGAACGGUCUGGUUCGCCACUGAGAAGGGGGUUGCGUGUCACAACCCACUGCUGGGCACGUGGCGGACCUUCUCCUCAUCGGACGGCUUACGACCGUCCACGUGUACGGCGAUCAAAGCGGACACGGCGGGCAACACGUGGGUGGGGCACAGGAGCGGCUUCUCUUGGAUUGCCGCUGACGGCAGCAUACGUCAGUUGGGCGCGUCUCAAGGCAUGUCCGACGUCGAGGUUCUGGACUUCGACACCGUAGAAGAUUUUCACACCGGCGAAACCACACUCUGGCUCGCCACGAGUUGUGGCGUGGGGCGUAUUGACAUCGGGGCGGACGCCUUGCCACGUGGCAAGGUGCAGUGGUUUGACAUGGGGAAGCGGAGGAGCGAGCGGGUUUUCACACUGACGCGGCACAGGGACGGGGUCCUGUGGGCCGGCAGCGAGUCAGGCGUGUCAUUCUUUGCCGGCGACGAUCUGGGCUUCGUCCGGCUCAAGGAGUCGCCGGAAGCGCUGCGAGAGGUCAGCAGCAUCGUGGGCAGCUCUACAGGACGGCUCUUCUUCGGCACUGCGAUCACUGAGUGCGGCUUCUUCUCAUGGAACCCGUACGAAAGUUGGACGCUCCGGCUCGCGGACAGUUCUUUCCCCGCGUUGGUCCACGUGGACAGCAGAAACGACGCCACGUGGUUGGCCGCCCGGACGUUCGGCGUCGUCGUCGUGCGUCCGGACGGGGCGAUCUCCCGGGUACUUCGUAUGGGCCAGGAAGUGCCCGGGAGACUGGUUUAUUGUAUCACCGAGUCACCUCAGGGCACCGUCUGGGUUGGAACCGACCAAGGGGCCGCCCACUAUUCCGUGAAGGACGGGAAGUUCCUCGCUCUAGAUUCGGACGCCAUCAGGGGGCACGCCGUCCGGAGCAUCUGUGCGGCAUCGAACGGCGUCGUAUGGUUCGGCACCAAGACCGGUGUAGUCGCCUGGGACGGCCGCGCCGCGACGCGGUUCACGACGGAACAGGGGCUGGUCAACAACAUCGUGCAGGCUGUGCAUGAAGACAAGCGCGCCGGCUGCAUUUGGGUGGGCACGGACAGCGGAAUCUCCCAGCUCCGUCCGCAGCCGGACGGUACGACGGCCGUCCGGAAUAUCACCGUCGCAGACGGGCUGCCUGACCCGGACGUGCACGCGCUGGUGAACGACGACAUCGGACGGCUGUGGGCGGGCACCCAAAUGGGCGUCGCGGUCAUCGACGGCGGCGCAGUGGUUCGGACGUUUACGCCUGCGGACGGCCUCCCGGGGAACGACGUCCGGUCACUGGGCGUCAACUCACGGGGGAUCAUCUGGGCGGGCUGCAACGGCGAGGGCGCCGGGGCGUACGACGGCCGGGUUUGGGUGAACACGCUCAAGCAGCACGACCGGUGGGAGAACCUAUCCAACCGGGUGGUCCACUCGGUCGGUCAUUUGGGCGACGGGACAGUGGUGCUGGGGCGCCCAGGGGGCCUUACGUUCCUCAGUUCUUGGUCUCUUCCGCGCCGCCGCAUCCGUUUCAAGCCCUCGGGCCAAGACGGAGUCAGCCCAGCAGGGGACCUGAGAGUUCGAAGGCUCCAGCUCGUAGAACUAGACAUCCGCCCGGUGGACCACGAACUGCCCGGUUGCAAUCCCGCUUACGCCUACCGGAUUCUGGUUCCGGGAGACCGGGAAGAAAAGUCCUGGGCACCUUUCCCGAGGGCCGACCCGUCUCGCCUCUCUCUCUCCUUUGAUCAGUGUGGACGUGCGUCCGUUGAGAUCGUGGGGGCGGACGUCCAUCACAAGUAUUUUGAGCCGCUGACCGUCCGAUUUGAGAUCAUCCCCCCAUGGCACGAGCGGAAGGACGUCCUCGCUCUAGUUGCGCUGCUGGUGGGCGGCAGCGCGGCCGCGGCGUGCUGGUACGCGGUGCGGUACUACCUGCAGGGGUGGGCGCACGCCAAGUCCAUGGAGGAGACAAACCGCCAGCUGGCAGAGGGCAAGCGCAAGGCCGACGACCUGCUUCUGAACAUCUUACCCGCGAAGGUCAUCGAGCAGCUGCAGACGCGCGGCCCGAGCGCGACGGACGUCUUCUCCAGCCUGCGCGAGUCGCGGCACCCGUGGAGCGCGCCGUCAAUCGCGGAAAGCUUCCACCGGGCGAGCAUCCUCUUUGUGGACAUCAAGAACUUCACCCGGUGGUCUGCGACCAUGGGCCCGGAAGAACUCGUCGGGAAGCUCUCCAUGAUCCAUGCUGUGUUCGAUAGCAUCGUGGGGCGGCACGGCGGAGAGAAAAUCAAGACCAUUGGGGACGGCUACAUGGCCGCGUGCGGGCUUCCGCGCGAGCGCUUAGACCACGCGCACGCGACGGUGCAAAUGGCGCUCGACUUGGCGUUCUCCAUUAAGCAGAUCAACCUCAUGCUGGGGUCCAGCAUCGACGCGCGAUUCGGUGUAAAUACGGGGCCGGUCGUGGCAGGGGUUACAGGAACACGGAAGUUCAUCUACGAUAUUUGGGGCGACACAGUCAAUACAUCCUCCGAAGCACUCCCUUGCCCCCUGGUCUGUUGA
Messenger RNA from Klebsormidium nitens, 3135 nucleotides. The record is from the annotation of a GenBank genome assembly. NCBI's taxonomy places the organism in Eukaryota, Viridiplantae, Streptophyta, Klebsormidiophyceae, Klebsormidiales, Klebsormidiaceae.